Molecule: messenger RNA, 2351 nt
Organism: Conger conger (European conger)
Lineage: Eukaryota; Metazoa; Chordata; Actinopteri; Anguilliformes; Congridae
Exons: 9
Coding region: 178-1158 (326 amino acids)
Source: RefSeq, a predicted model, not a curated record
GGAAGUCAUUGUUCCGAAACAUUUCAUUGGGUUACCGCAAAUAACUAGCAAGCUAGCCGACUAAUCGCGGACUGCAGACCUAUUCUAGAUUUGCUCAUCUGUGCAAUUCCACAUACUGUGCUUAGAGGUAUUUACCAUGUAUCGACUCAUGAAGUAACCAUCUGAAUUCUCCUUAAAAUGGACGAAAUAAGUCCAUUGCUGACAACUCGGCCCUCAGAAAGUGUUGAUCUUCCUUCUCCAAAUUUGAGACCGAGGCAUCGUGAGCUCAUCCCUACACCCUGUGGUCCAAUAAAGCCAUGGUCGGAGCUGACCUGCCUGGUUAAAGUGUAUUAUUGUUUCACCGUCACAUCUUUAGUGGGGGUUCUGGUCCUUACAUUGGUAAACAUAUACGGACAAUUCCAGAAGAACGACAGUUAUGAAGAGGAGUCGGUGUCCCUCAUUCAGCUUGUGGGAAUAUUGUUCUGCCUGUAUUACAUCACGCGGGGGAUUCUGCAGGAGAACCGGCAGGAGCUGAUUGCGUUCGUGCUGAGUGUGGUGUUGGUCAUGGUGCGCUCUGUGGUCAACUUCACCGUCCUGCUGCCAGAGGAACGGAAGAGCCUGCUCCUGGUGCGGUUUGUGUGCCUCCUGUGUGUGGGGCUGCUGCACGUGGUGUGUGCCACACUCCUCAUCCAGAGACCCAACAUGAUGGCCUUCCGUGUGGGCGGAGCCUUGGAGAGCCUACAGGAGCAGUACUUCCUGCUCAGCCUCUGCUUUUCCUUGGUGACCUUUGACCUGCAGGCCCAGCUGUGCCUGUGUAUCCUGAUAAUAACCUCCAGCAUGUCUCUGUCCGUCUCCCACAUCGUGAUCCUGGGCUUCGGGGUCAUCUGGGCCUGCUUCACGGCAGCUACUGGAGCUGUCGCGGUUUUAAAAGAAGUGAAGAUGCUUGUCUGGAUUUUCGUCCUUCAAAACCUGCCAGAGCUGGCCUAUUUCAUUUACCUUCUUUAUGUGGUGAUAGAGGACUGGGGACAGGGCAGGUCGUACAGCGAGGAAGCAGCAGCCAUCACAGGCUCCUGUAUCUCAGUCCUGAUCAAAGGCGUGCUGUUCUGGUCACUGUUCCAGCUCUAUCACAGCUUCGGCCAGGGCCUGAGAGAGCGCAUGUUCGCCUCCAGGCAGCAAUGAGGCCACGGCCCCACCUACAAGGAGCAUCAUGGGAUAUGUGCCAUCAACAAUGGGUCCAGGACUCUUGUGCAAUGCGAACGCACUGGAGAACUGACUCUGCAGCCUUCAACGGUGUCUUGAGUAACACACGGUUGGUUUAUUGUGGGUCGUAAGCCCUUUCAUUGGACGGUAGACAGGGGGAGUGACCCUGCCUGUACACUGUAGGUAGCUGCUGCUUUGCCUCAUGCAGGCUUUUAUUAAGGAUUUUAACAACGGAUCUAAUGUGUUGCACUAACGUGGGAACAAAUACCAUUAAUCUUGUCAUUGAAAGGUCAAUUCUUGUAAAUACAAACCAUGUAAAUAUUUGGUAAAAGUGCCUUUUUAACUUGCCUUUUUAAUUAUUAAUCACAGUUGUUGAAUUUGUACAUUGCAUUUUUCUUACACACAUUUUAUGAAUUUGUCUAACGAGGACCUUGCAUAAACAAUGAGAAGUUAAACCCACAGAAUUUGUACAAAAUAAUCCUGUUUUUUAUGUCUGAAUUUGAGCAAGCAUGCUGUUUUUUUAUUUUUAUUGACUGAGAGCAUUUUAACAUAGCAGUGGACAUUCUGCAUGAUGUGAGACACAAGGCACGUUUUUCAUCGAAAAGCUAACAUACGGUAUGUAUUGUGUGGCCCCUAGUGGACAGAACGUAUAUAGCAUUAACUUGGUUUUGAACAUGCCCCUCUGCAGCCAAACAAAGGAACUUUUGCAAGUGCAAUUAUUUUGCCAUUUUAAAAUGACCAUGUUAACUUUUAUACUGUUGAUAAGGAUGUACUAAUGUACCAAGACUUAUGAUGACCUCCAAUUGUGAAAAGGUUUUUUGGGAAUGUUUUUUUUUUUUUUUUUCCCAAUGUAAGCAUGUGUCCAUUCUGUUGCAUUCAAGUCUUCAUUUGUCCUGUACAAAAACAUCACUCCAAUUUGAACGUGGAUAGGAAUAAGAGGUACCACGGUCUCUUACUACUGCACUCUAAUGGACAUCAGGUACUCUGGUCUGACCUCACGUUCCAUGUUCCCUUUUUCUAUGGCUUGUUAUGUACUAAAAAAUGGAUAACCGUCUUGAGGCAAGACUAACCAGGGCAGUUAUAGAGGCCAUUUUACAUAGCAAACAGGAAAAAUGAAAUCAGUGCUAUCAAGCCCAGCAAGAUCCAUUAAAUAAAAUUUGUAUUAUGUGGUU